Messenger RNA from Ascoidea rubescens DSM 1968, 1917 nucleotides. RefSeq names its product Tok1p (gene TOK1). The record is from RefSeq and is a predicted model, not a curated record. Gene Ontology annotation, molecular function: potassium ion leak channel activity. The coding region runs from base 1 to 1917 and encodes 638 amino acids. Gene Ontology annotation, cellular component: membrane. The transcript is spliced from 2 exons. Gene Ontology annotation, biological process: stabilization of membrane potential; potassium ion transmembrane transport. Lineage: Eukaryota; Fungi; Ascomycota; Saccharomycetes; Ascoideales; Ascoideaceae.
AUGUCCAACACCUCCAAUCUUCGCAACGUCAAUUCCAUAUCUUUACAUUUCCCUCAAAACCUCACCAUCCCCAACAAAUUUCUCCUUGUUAACCACCAAACAACAAAAAAUUUGAACAUCAAACCAGGAGACAAGCACUUCGCCAUAUGGUUGAUCGUAUCCUGCUACUUUCCCUUGAUCGUGUCCUGUAUAGGCCCAUUGGCCAACAUGAUCUCCAUAGCUGCUAUCGUGGAAAACUGGAAGCUAGACAACAACACAAACUCUCUAGCAAAAGACCCCCAUUGGGAAUUGAUAAUAAAUGCCAUCUCCCUAUCAACAGGCUUUUUGUCUGACUUGAGUCUCCUUUUAAAUAUCUCAAAAAGAUUGAACUACCUCCUUGCCCAGUUCAUCUCCAUUAUCGGCUGGUUCAUCUCCUGCUGCCUACUACUAUCCAUAAUUCUAAUCACAAACUUCAACUAUUUCCACAACAGCAACAGCAACUACUCUCCCUACCAGGGCUUCUGGUUUGCUGUCCUAACUGCCAUACUCUAUCUCUCCUGCUCAAUUCUACUCUCCAUAAACUUGUUUGGCUACUUCAAACAAAAAUACUCUGACGACUUCAAUCUAAAUUCUUCUCAAAGAGGCAUAAUGCUACACGUCUUUUUGCUAUCUAUUUUUUUAUCCCUUGGUGCUGCCAUUUUCUCUUCAAUUAUAGAAGACCUAAAUUAUGGCUCUGCUCUAUAUUUCUGCGUCGUUUCUCUACUAACAAUAGGCUUGGGCGACAUCCUACCAACGACAACCUUAUCCAGAAUCCUAAUACUAAUCUACUCUCUAAUUGGCUUUCUAUUACUAGGUCUAAUCAUCUCGGCGGUUAGAGGCAUCGUUCUAAGUACCUCCUCCCCUACCUUUUUCUGGAACAGACUCGAAAAUUAUAGAAAAAAAAUAUACUUAAAAUAUCUAAAAGAAACUGCAAAAAAAAACAUAAAAAUAUCAGAACAAGACUCAUUCAAUAAAAUCAAACAAAUCAAAAAAUCCUCAAUCCUAUACCAAAACUUCUUAUCCUUACUUCUCUCCAUCCUAUUCUUUAUCUUUUUUUGGUUCUUUGGCGCUUUAAUCUUGAAAUUCACUGAAAAUUGGACCUACUUUGACGCAAUCUACUUCUGCUUCCUAUGUCUACUAACAAUAGGUUAUGGUGACUAUGCCCCUUCUUCUUCACUUGGUAUCCCCUUUUUCAUCUGCUGGGCUUUAGCUGCGGUUCCCCUAAUGACCAUCUUGAUAUCAAACUUGGGUGAUACCUUAUACAGAUUUUACAUCGAUUGGACUGACCAAUUUGCUUCUUUCUUACUUGUCCCAAAUUUCAUUCGCAUCUUUCAAAACAAUUCAAACAACAUUAUCAAUUACCAUCAAAAUAUUUAUAAAAAUAUUUAUAAAAAUAAAAAUAACAACAACAACAAUAAUAAUAAUAAUAAUAAUAAUAAUAAUAAUAACGAUAGCGAUACUAAUAACCUUCUAAAUACUCAAAUUAACAAUAACAAAAAAAUAUCUGCAUUUCAAAACGAUUCUCUUACCCCAAUAAUACCAUUCUCAGAAACAAUCCUAAAUUUAGUUUCUCUAUUAGAUUCUGUAAAGGAAAUACUAAUUGAUAUCUCAAAUAAUCAAAAAAAGGAAUACUCCUUUCAAGAAUGGAAACAAUUAAUAAAUUUAAUUGAUAUCCCAGAAAAUAACUCAAAAAAUAUUGAUUCAAAUUUGUUCUGGCUUUCUGAGAAAUCACCAUUAAAAUAUCCUUUAAAUGAAAGUGGUUUCUUUCUUUAUAAAUAUUUGGUUGCCAUCGAAUAUAAAUUAAACGAAAUCCUAAAAAAUGAUAUUCAAAUAAGAUCUGAUCUAAUUUAUAAAAAUAUUCAUCAUCAUCAAAAUUUACCUUCAUCUCAUUCUCUCUAA